Funneliformis mosseae is the source of this 267-nucleotide messenger RNA. The record is from the annotation of a GenBank genome assembly. NCBI's taxonomy places the organism in Eukaryota, Fungi, Glomeromycota, Glomeromycetes, Glomerales, Glomeraceae.
AUGAUAGGUAACAAUGCGAAUGCAAUUAGAACUUAUUUGUUUAUAUUUACAGAUGCUGAACAACUUUACUUCGUCAUACAAAUUAUAUUAUUUAUUGUACUUGCUUUCAUCGUUGUAAUGGUAACUCCAAUGGCCGUAAAUAAGCGACAAUUGCCAGAGUGUCCAACAGAUGACAAUACAACUGCACCACCCAAUAUGUCCGAUAAUGAUGUUGUUCCAACGUCCAACGAUGACACUUGUUAUAAGCCUAAACCCGCAAAUGCUUAA